Messenger RNA from Babesia ovata, 420 nucleotides. RefSeq names its product HECT-domain (ubiquitin-transferase) domain-containing protein. Gene Ontology annotation, molecular function: rRNA binding; structural constituent of ribosome. The record is from RefSeq and is a predicted model, not a curated record. Gene Ontology annotation, cellular component: ribosome. The transcript has a single exon. Bases 1 to 420 code for a protein of 139 amino acids. NCBI's taxonomy places the organism in Eukaryota, Apicomplexa, Aconoidasida, Piroplasmida, Babesiidae. Gene Ontology annotation, biological process: translation.
AUGCUCAUCAAGGGCAAGAAGGACGUUUGCCUCGUUUCCAACGCCAUAAAGAGCGAGACAGUGACGAAGACCAUUGAGAACUGCCUCCACGAACGCACGCGUGGAUUCUCUGGCCAGGUGCUGCUGCAUGGAAGGGGUGUCAAGGCUUUCUUCGAGCCGCAGUUCCCGCACCUCAUGUUCAGGCUAGGCGUGGGCUCCAACUGCUUGGAUGCCACGCGUAUUUGUACCAUGUACGCCAAGCACGUCAAGGUGGAAGUCGAUCGCACGGGGCUCAUAGUCUCCGUACACGGCUACAACAAAAUGAUGGUCGGGAACGUUGUCUACCGUCUCUUCCGGUUGGUGGAGGCGAACCCGUAUACGCUCAAGGGAGGCCAUAUCGCAAAUUAUCCGAUCAAAAAGAAGACGCCUAAAAAGCGGUAG